CAUUUGGCGCUGCACCGCCCUGCGCCAUGCCCUUCAGCCCAGUGCUCCGAGGAGAAAGCGUACGACGUUGGUCCCCGCCGUGGUUUGUAGCUGGCGGUCUGAGGCCAAGCCUCAAGUAGGAACGGUAUCAUCAUGAUGAGAGGACGGCCGGGCCGAGUGCCCUUACAGUUCCUGCCGGAUGAGGCCCGGAGCCUGCCCCCUCCCAAGCUGACCGACCCAAGGCUCGCCUACAUCGGCUUCUUGGGCUACUGCUCCGGCCUGCUUGAUAACGCGAUCCGGCGGAGGCCCGUGAUGUUGGCGGGUUUGCAUCGCCAACUUCUAUAUGUUACCUCCUUUGUUUUUAUUGGAUACUAUCUUUUAAAACGUCAAGACUAUAUAUAUGCUGUGAGGGACCAUGAUAUGUUUGCAUAUGUAAAAUCACACCCGGAGGAUUUUCCUGAAAAAGAUAAGAAAACUUAUGGUGAAAUUCUUGAAGAAUUCCAUCCAAUACGUUGAAAUCUCCAAAAUGCUUGUUCCAUUUUCACUGAUACAGUUAUUUCUGAAUUUUGUGGAACGUGUUUUCGUGAUAUCUAAAGUUUAUAUUAAUCUGUGUGUUAACACCUUGAGAUUAAAAUGGUCACCAUGAACAUUCUGA
Messenger RNA from Pteropus alecto (black flying fox), 634 nucleotides. RefSeq names its product NADH dehydrogenase [ubiquinone] 1 subunit C2. Lineage: Eukaryota; Metazoa; Chordata; Mammalia; Chiroptera; Pteropodidae. Bases 133 to 495 code for a protein of 120 amino acids. The transcript is spliced from 3 exons. The record is from RefSeq and is a predicted model, not a curated record. Gene Ontology annotation, cellular component: mitochondrial inner membrane. Gene Ontology annotation, biological process: mitochondrial electron transport, NADH to ubiquinone.